Molecule: messenger RNA, 348 nt
Organism: Ixodes scapularis (black-legged tick)
Lineage: Eukaryota; Metazoa; Arthropoda; Arachnida; Ixodida; Ixodidae
Source: RefSeq, a predicted model, not a curated record
AUGUUGCUACCACUGAUAACACUCUUGCUUUUAAUCCUUCCCUUAAUUUUGAUAAAAAUGCUAACACGUUUAAAUGUAUUUUGUCAUCUUAAUAUUAUUGCAGUAAAGCAGCUGGCAGGACAGGUAGAAACUUUUAAGCAAGAUUCGCCUCAUCACUAGGUUGAAAGACAGACGGUAUUGCACAUGGCCAUUGCCACCCCAUCUAUCGCCACCAGGCAUCGUCGAGAUGGAUGUUUGCCUAAACGCAACUCUGAGAGGCUUUAUGAAUUGUGGCUGGAUCGUCAGGUUUCGGUUCCUACAAGCCUCCUCAGUAGUCGACGUGUUCAUGUGGAGUUGGGUAUAAAAUAA